Molecule: messenger RNA, 2360 nt
Organism: Telopea speciosissima
Lineage: Eukaryota; Viridiplantae; Streptophyta; Magnoliopsida; Proteales; Proteaceae
Product: arginyl-tRNA--protein transferase 2-like
Exons: 6
Coding region: 191-2113 (640 amino acids)
Biological process (GO): protein arginylation
Cellular component (GO): cytoplasm
Molecular function (GO): arginyl-tRNA--protein transferase activity
Source: RefSeq, a predicted model, not a curated record
CGUCGCGUUGGUUGGCGUUUCUUUACUUUCUGUGAAACACUGUUUAAUUCGAAGAAUUGAUAAUCGAAGCUGAGAAGGAGAGAGAGAGAGAGAGAUCGAGCUUCCGGCUUCUCGCCCAAUUAAACAAAAGACGAAAGCCCUAAUUCUAUAAAGAUUGAGUGCUGGUAAGCAUUCGAAUGAAGGCCUGACAAUGGCGAGGAACGUUAAAAACAACGAGGCCAGCAGUAGUGCCGGUGGUACCCGAAGCAGCAAUAUAGGUGAAAGCGUCGUUGUUGAUGUUGGCAAGUGUAGGAGCUCUUGCGGUUAUUGCAAAUCUGGUGGACGAACCAGUGUUUCUCACGGUUUAUGGGCCCAUAGCAUUACUGUUGAUGACUACCAAGAUCUUCUUGAUCGAGGCUGGAGGAGAUCUGGUUGUUUUGUUUACAAACCUGAGAUGGAAAGGACAUGCUGCCCCUCCUAUACUAUUCGUCUGAAGGCAGGUGCCUUUGUUCCUUCUAAAGAGCAAGCCCGGGUAUCUAGACGAAUGCUGAGGUUUCUGGACGGCACAUUAGAUGUGAAAAGACCUGAGUUGACAGAAGAGAAAAAUACUUCUAAGGCUUCAUGCAGCUUGGGCAGUAAUGAAGCUUCAAGAUCUAUGACAAAGGCAUCCUCUGCUCGUAAUUUCAAGGAGAACGACGAAGAAGAACAGUACAUGCAAUUUUUGUCAGACCAAAUUGAUAAUGUGGUGCGUGCAUGUGCUCUGGGUGGGGAAUUUCCUUCUGAUAUUCAACUGCCAAAGGCUUCUGUCAAAAAAGUCACACAAACCAAAAAGAAGUUAAUUGAAGGAUCUGAAGAUUUGUUGUACACUAGCAACAUUUCGUUCCAGAUAGCAGCAACCUUAAGGCGGUCUAUGCCAGUGGAGAAAGAUAAUGAGUUAGGACCAUUGAGAAAUAGCAAAGACCAAAAUGGAUGUACUGUUGACCUUUCACCAAAAACUGUUGCAGAAAAGCUGGUAUGCUCUUUAAAUCAACUUGGAGAAUUUUGCGGUUCGUCAAUCAGAGCUUGCAAUGGACACCUUAACUUCUAUUCUGGUACAAGACAAGCUUCUUUCGGUGAGGGGUCUGCGUUGGAUAAUGCCAUUGGCCAAUCACCUAAAGUUGGUGGAAGUAAACGUAGCUGUACAGAGAAAAGCAGGGAAUGCCCCCAGCCUAGACAGAAGAUUGAGAUCAAAAUGAAAAAAUCUAGUUUCGAUCCAGAAGAAUAUGAUUUGUACAGAAGAUAUCAAAUUAAAGUUCAUAAAGAUUCACCUGAUCAAGUCACGGAAAGUUCAUACAGAAGGUUUCUGGUUGAUACUCCCUUGAUAUUUGUUCCUCCGUCUGGUGAUGGUACAGUUCCCCCUUGUGGAUUUGGCUCUUUCCAUCAGCAAUAUGUAAUUGAUGGGCGCCUUGUUGCAGUUGGUGUAGUGGAUAUCCUUCCAAGGUGUCUGUCAAGUAAAUAUUUAUUCUGGGACCCUGACCUUGCUUUUUUAUCACUAGGUAAAUACUCAGCCUUGCAAGAAAUAGGUUGGGUAAAAGAGAAUCAGGUCCAUUGUCCUAGCCUUCAAUACUAUUAUCUUGGCUAUUAUAUUCACUCAUGCAGCAAGAUGAGAUACAAGGCAGGAUAUCGUCCAGCAGAGCUUCUUUGCCCUCUGCGUUACCAGUGGGUCCCAUUUGAUAUUGCAAGUCCUUUACUUGAUAAAAAGUCAUACGUUGUCUUGUCAGAUUUUGGUACUACACAAAAUCAUGAGUUUCAACAUCAGCUUCCAGAAAAUUCUGUUGAACUACAUCCUAAUCUUGAUGAAGAAGACCGGAGUGACAUUGGCAGUGAUGAAGAUGUAGAAAUGGCUGAACCUGCAUUUUAUGGUUCUGAAAAUGACUCGGUCCCAGAAACAAAUGAUCUAACAUCAAAUGAUGAACUAAAAGAUGCUGAGGUCAGCAAUGUAUUGAUAGGGCUGAAGGCUUCACGUCUGAGAUUCAAGGAUCUGCAACGAGCAUUGGGUCCUGCUGAAAGGAGAUGCUUAGAGCUUGAGUUGCAUAGAUAUGUCAGAUUGGUGGGUACCUCACUCUCAGAACGGAUGGUUUAUUCACUUGGGUAACGUGGCCCUCAUUUAUAGAGUUUAUCAAUUUGCAUGUUGAGGCAGAGACAAAGUGGUUACUGAGAGUACUUGUUAAUGCGGGCAUAGCCUGAGACCUAUUUGAAUGCUAAAUGAGAAAACAUAGUAAAGAUGUUAUUUAUACUUAACUGUUGUUGGGGAUUCGUUGUUUGAUUCACAUUCAAAAUGAGGUAUAGAUUCUCAUCUGUAUUAUUGUCUGUUUUGAUUAAUAAAAGGUAUGAUUCUUUGC